Messenger RNA from Python bivittatus (Burmese python), 3674 nucleotides. Its product is annotated as cystathionine beta-synthase-like. Gene Ontology annotation, cellular component: cytoplasm. The record is from RefSeq and is a predicted model, not a curated record. Lineage: Eukaryota; Metazoa; Chordata; Lepidosauria; Squamata; Pythonidae. Gene Ontology annotation, molecular function: cystathionine beta-synthase activity.
UGAAGUUUUGCUUCAAUCUCCACCUCGGUGUGUUCUUUUGAGCAUUUGGCACACUGGCAGCAAACCCAGACUUGGGCUGGGACAACACCCUCCCCCGAUUAAGAGUCUUGUGACUUCUGCCUUUUGGAAAGUGAUUGUACUUCAAGUCUGAAGAAACAACCUAAGGGAAGCUGGAGGGUCAAGAGAGCCAACCGCUGUCCCACCACGUGCCUUGUUCCAAGUUAGCUUAUUGGUUUCUGGAAUCAUAAAGCUUGGAUAAAAGUGAGCAGAAAAGGCAUUGCCGGCAAUCGUACCAAGCAAGCUGGCAAGAAGCUUAUGAUGGCUUCUGUUUACACUUCAAAUAAAACAAUCAGAGUUUGUCCUUUCCUCAAUGGAGAUGUGGAAAACUCAGAAGCCAAAACCAGUAACAUCUGGAUUCGUCCCAAUCUGCCUAGCAGAUGCACCUGGAAACCGGGAAAAUCCAUCUCAGAGUCACCUCAUCACUAUGUUUCUCAGCGAAAAGAACCAAAGAUUUUGGCAAACAUCUUAGAGAAAAUUGGGCACACUCCUCUGGUCCGUGUCAACAAGAUUUCAAAAGCUUAUGGUCUCAAGUGUGAACUUUUCGCCAAGUGUGAAUACUUCAAUGCUGGAGGGAGUGUAAAAGAUCGAAUCACCUUAAGGAUGAUAGAGGAUGCAGAAAGAGCUGGGACCCUAAAACCAGGAGAUACACUCAUUGAACCUACAUCAGGAAAUACAGGAAUUGGACUGGCUCUUGUAGCUGCAGUGAAGGGUUAUCGCUGUGUCAUUGUCAUGCCAGAGAAAAUGAGUAUGGAAAAGGUAGAUAUUCUGAGAGCACUUGGGGCUGAAAUUAUAAGAACUCCCUGCACCAAGUAUGAUGCUCCAGAAUCGAAUGUUCGCGUUGCUUGGAAACUGAAAAAUGAAAUUCCAAACUCACAUAUUUUGGAUCAGUAUCGAAAUCCAAGUAAUCCAUUGGCACACUAUGAUACCACAGCUGAAGAGAUCUUGGAGCAAUGUGAUGGCAAAAUUGAUAUGUUUGUGGCUGGAGCUGGCACAGGUGGUACUAUCACUGGUGUUGCCAGAAAGUUGAAGGAGAAGUGCCCUGCAUGCAAAAUUGUUGGAGUAGAUCCCGAAGGCUCCAUUGUUGCUUUGCCCAGCUCAUUAAAUGCAGUGUCAGCCGAGGAUACAACAAUGGAAGUGGAAGGAAUUGGUCAUGACUUUAUCCCAACUGUCCUUGAUAGAUCUGUAAUAGAUCAAUGGUGCAAAAGCAAUGAUGAAGAAUCCUUCCUUAUGGCUCGUAGAUUAAUUAGAGAGGAAGGUUUGCUUUGUGGAGGCAGUGCAGGCAGUGCAAUGUCUGUGGCUGUGAAAGCUGCCAAACAGCUAAAAGAAGGUCAGCGCUGUGUUGUCCUCUUACCUGACUCUGUGAGGAACUACAUGUCUAAGUUUUUGAAUGACAAAUGGAUGGUCCAGAAUGGAUUUCUAAAAGAUGAAGUUCAGGAACAUUAUCCUUGGUGGUGGAAUAUUAAAGUGCAGAAGCUGAACCUUUCUCCCCCUCUGAUUCUUCUCCCAGACGUGAACUGUCAAAAAGCAGUUGCAAUCCUACAAGAAAAGUCAUGCAAUCAAGCACCAGUUGUUGCAGAAUCAGGCCUCAUCCUGGGAAUGGUAACUAUUACCAACAUCCUCUCCUCGAUCCUGGCAGGAAAUGCUCAGUUCUCAGACCCAGUGAUUAAAGUCACUUAUCAACAAUUUUCAAAGAUUAAUCUGGAUGACACCCUGGGAAAACUUUCACGUAUCCUGGAAAAUGAACACUUUGCUGUUAUAGUGCAUGAACUGGAGCAAUACAAUGCCGAUGGCACCUCCUUCAUGAAACAGAUGGUAUUUGGUAUGGCCACAGCUGUUGAACUACUCAACUUUAUCACCCCAAAGAACCAAGCCCAGGGUCUAAAUGCAUCAUCCAAAUCUGCUUAUGAAAGGACUUUUCCAGAACUGGGAAAAAAAUAACUGAAGAUGUUUAACUUAUGGUUUACAAUACCGCAGGGCUGUCUGCAGAGUGUGGUUUAAAAAGUCAAGAUGGUGGCUGUGAUGGGGUGACACACAUAAAGACCAAGAGGAGCUUCAAUCACACCAACACGGCUGCCAUCUUGGGUUUUUUGACCAUACCUGCAGACAUCCUUGCAAUAUGGGAUGUUUUCUAUAUGAAUGUGCCUAGUAAUUCUUGGAGUACUUGAUGUCAUUCUAAAUAACCAUUUUGGCAAUAAUCUGAGAUUAGGAUGAUCUGAGAAUAGUUUUUAAGAAGCUGGUAUUCUGUGACAUUUUCAAAAUAAGAUUCUUGGAGAUAAGAUAGUAGGAAAUGAAUUCUCCAAGGAGGUCUUGCUGCCCUGAUUUCUUUUGACAUUUUCUUUUGUAUGUUAAUUUUGAUUGAUAAAUGCAUUUUAAAAUCUGCUGGCAGAAGAAUAAAGUAAAAGUACCCAAAUUACUAACAGAACAUACCAAACAUUCUUUAUAAAGGGGGCCUGAAGUGACAUGGUUCUGCUGGCAGUAGGAUGAACAUGUGUGAGAUAUUUGGCCCCAGAGAAAAAAAUCUUACCUAUAUGGGUGACUACAGGUUGUACCUGUUACAAUUGAUCAGUGCAAAUUUAAUCUCCCAAAUAUUUCAGUAAGAAAGGUUCCUAGGCUGAGGAAACUAUAUACAUGUCCAUUUCCUCUUGAUUUCAGUGGGCUGUCAGAACUACAACUGAGAAUAAGGUAUCAGGAAGUUUGAGACCCUUUUUACAGAGUCAAGUUAUAAAGACUUCUGCCAUUAACUUCUCCAUUUAAAUACUUUCACUGAAAUCUCUGGAAACAAAUCAUUGCAUGCAGGACAGUGCAAGCCUAAUUAACUCUACAUAAUUUUAUGAAAAGAGAGGAUAGAAGGAGAAAAAGAGAGAGCCUUGCCUGAAAUAACACAGAAGACAGGUAGAAAAUAUAUUACCGCUAAUGAUAAAUGACAUGACAAUAAUUUGUACAUUCAGUGAAGUUUCUCCAAAUUGAUUUCCACUUUUACAGUAGUAGCAUUUUUCCAGUUGACUGGUUAGUACUACCUUCAAAAUUAAAUUCCUGCAUAAAGGGAGUGGGGUGGGGGAAUUAUCUAGAUUCAGAUAUACAGUGAAUAUUGUAUAAUCACUGUAUGCAAACAUCUCUAUGAAAAUGGAUUUUUUUAAAAAGGCAACUUGUUAAAAACAUAUUGGCUCAAACUCUGGGGGAGUUGUUUAAACUUACCUCAUCGGGCUAAGAAUUUGAUUAAUCAUCACUAUGUGGACAGGUAAUAUUCCUGAUUCCAUGAUACAUAUUAGUCAUCCCUUCAGAGCGGCCUUUCUCCAUUGGGGUUUCACAGACCCCUUGUAUUAUGUGACAGAUUGCUAGGGGUUUUGGGAGAGAUCAUGACUGAAAAAAAAGAACAUUUUUUUUCAAUGUUGCACACUGUGCAAGGCGAGCUCUCAAUGACAUGUCUGUUAUUCCCUGGAUUUGAAUGCAUGUUUACUGCAGAAACAAUUAUAACAUGGAGAAAUUGACAGAGAUUGCUCUGCUCAUAAUGUUUUGUAUAUAUGAUUUGCCCAGCAGUGCCUGUCGGGAAUAAGGUCCAUUUUUUUCAGUAAUGUUUGUGUGAUUUGCAACAGAAUAAAGAACACAUAUUAAAA